This is a messenger RNA of Colius striatus (speckled mousebird), 2723 nucleotides long. RefSeq names its product ADP ribosylation factor like GTPase 4A (gene ARL4A). Gene Ontology annotation, molecular function: GTP binding; GTPase activity. Gene Ontology annotation, biological process: intracellular protein transport; vesicle-mediated transport. NCBI's taxonomy places the organism in Eukaryota, Metazoa, Chordata, Aves, Coliiformes, Coliidae. Gene Ontology annotation, cellular component: cytoplasm. The record is from RefSeq and is a predicted model, not a curated record. The transcript is spliced from 2 exons. The coding region runs from base 274 to 876 and encodes 200 amino acids.
GCCGCCUGGCGCAGCCAAUGGAAGCCGCGGGGCGGGUCGCGCGGGGCUAGGCGCGGGCUGGGAGGCGCCGUUCCGCCAGAUGCGGGGGAGGCGCAGUGGCGGAUGUGGAGUGGUGCGCGCGGGCAUGGAGUCGCGAGCUGACCCCGGCUGCCCGCGCUGAGGAACGCGCCUGCCCGGCGGGGCCCAGCGGAUCCAAGCCUAGCGCGGCGGCGAGCGUAACCGUGGGAGCCGGCCUCUGCUCGUGGCAGCCCGCUGUCACCUUCCCCACUGGCAAUGGGGAAUGGACUCUCGGACCAGACGCCCAUCUUCUCCAGCCUGCCUUCUUUUCAGAGCUUUCACAUUGUCAUCUUGGGACUGGACUGUGCUGGGAAGACAACCGUCCUCUACAGAUUACAGUUCAAUGAGUUCGUCAACACUGUCCCCACUAAAGGAUUUAAUACGGAGAAAAUCAAAGUGACGCUGGGCAACUCGAAAACGGUCACUUUCCACUUCUGGGAUGUAGGCGGUCAGGAAAAGCUGAGGCCGCUGUGGAAGUCGUACACGAGGUGCACCGAUGGCAUUGUGUUUGUGGUGGACUCAGUCGAUGUUGAGAGAAUGGAGGAGGCCAAAACGGAACUUCAUAAGAUUACUAGGAUAUCUGAAAAUCAAGGAGUACCUGUCCUUAUCAUUGCUAACAAGCAGGACUUGAGAAACUCUCUCUCCCUUUCUGAAAUUGAGAAGAUGUUAGCAAUGAGUGAGCUGAGUUCUUCAACUCCCUGGCAUUUGCAGCCUACCUGUGCAAUCAUUGGAGAUGGACUCAAAGAGGGACUGGAGAAACUACACGAUAUGAUAAUUAAACGAAGGAAAAUGUUGAGGCAACAAAAAAAGAAGAGAUGAGUUCUAUUCCGAUCUUUCCGUUUUUAAGUAGUUAACGUGGUCAAAAUUUGACAUAAGACAGCUUCCAAGCCCAGGCCUGCUUGUUUGGAUGCUGUUAAGCUUAGUUACAUUAAACAGUCAGUUGCACAACCUUGCUCUGUGGAGGGCUGUGCAGUUAUGGAACUUCUUAUUUUAUUUUUAAUAGUCUCUUCUGAGUUUUAUGGCUCUGUAUUAUUUCAGAAGCCCUAAUAGGUGAUGUAAUACUAUCUGGAAAUGGAUGGGUGGGUAUAUGUGACAUGGAUGUCUAAAUAGCCAGAUAAAAUGAGGGUUUUCUGCUUAGUGUUGUACUCAUAUGUUUGAGGGUGCCCUCUGCAAGCAAUUUGCAUUGAAGCCGUUCUGUAUUUUUGAACUUCUAAUGCGCGUAAGUGGAGUGUUUAGGUGAACAUUAUACAGCUUUAAAAACAUGUAUGAAGCCAGUAACUCAUUAUUUUGAGAGGCUGUUUUUUACCUUGUUUGGGGAUUUCUAUGAAAGUUUGGCUACAUGCAUAGGUUUUCCUUUAAUUCAGCUCUUUUUGAAAUUCAAUCCUGUUCAGUUCAAAUACUUGAAAUUUAAGUGCUAUGGAUUCUUCAACUAACAAAGACUUUUUGACACGUAAAAAGUACAAACAACAUAGUGGAGCAUGGAAAAGGUGGCUUCCCCAACAUGUAGCAUGGUUUUGGUAUGUAAGGUUUUUGUUUUAUAGAAGCAGCUCUUCAUCAUUAUACCGUGGUAAUCAGGUUUAAACUGCUACUAAAAAUUAGUCAUUUAUUCCUGAAUGGUAUUAUGUCCUCCUACUAUCAAGUGAAAAGUAAAUGAAUUGCAGUAAAAGAGCUACAACAAACAACUCUGGUGGUUGUGCUUCUAACCAGUGCUGCUUGCUUUGCUCUUUUGGUGACUUUUCUGGCAAAAUUAUAAUGAAGUAAAGAUGGAGUUAAAAAUUAGCAAGACGCAUCUUUGUAUUUCCCCACAGUACCAUUUUAUUAAAGCGGUAUUGCUGUGUCACUUUCAACAUGCGCUUUUUUUUUUUUUAUCGUGACUCUUAAACUAUUUUGUGGUUAGGAAUGUUAUGAUGCUUUAUACACUCAAACAUUUGACACUACUGAGGGUAGGGGCUGGGGGGAGAAGAUUUUCAAGAUGGGCCUGUGUUCUGCUUUAAUUAUGCUUUAAGCUGUUCUUGUUUACAGAGUGUGCAAGCAGUGUUAACUGGGCAGGGUAGUGGUUGACGGAAAAGGGAGGGUAGUUUUUACUACUGGUACAGAGCUUCAAGUGACUCUUUAGAUAUGUGGCUAGCAAUUAAAAGGGCUAAAACAGAGCCUGAACUUUUAAGACUAACCUUAGUGGUGCUGUAAGAAUUCACCAGAAUGUUAGAGUAUUUUUAAACUUUUGUUGGAAAUACCAUGUUAAAAGAAAAAAAUUUAAAAAAUGGCAAAAUCUACUUCCUCCUCUUACUCAACCAGCAAAGUAAUACAUUUUUUCUUAUCUGCUGCCAUGUAUCAGGAGGAUGACAGCUGCAAACCUGAAUGUUGAUCAAUGUAACUUAAAAUGUUGAAAAAGAAACAACAAAAAAGAAACUUUUAAACCAGCAGCUGUUGGUCCAGGAGGUAACCAAAAAUGCACUUUAGUGUCUUCAAUAACUGAAAGUGACAGCUGGUUGGAGGUUUUUUUUAUGACAUCUUGGUCCUUUUUGAAUAAACUGAAGUAGCUUCCAGUGGAGCUUUUGUAUGUUGGUUAUAUAUGUACCUGCACUGGUGACAUUGUUAGUCACUCAAUGUCUAUAUUUAUAGAAAUGUGGAUGACUUCUUAAACCUCAAUAAACGAUUCAAAACAA